Acanthosepion pharaonis is the source of this 801-nucleotide messenger RNA. Lineage: Eukaryota; Metazoa; Mollusca; Cephalopoda; Sepiida; Sepiidae. The record is from the annotation of a GenBank genome assembly.
AUGUCUAUAGACGAGCGGAUCUCAAUCAAGGACUCUUCUUGUUUUUGCCCACCCGCCACCAUCCCCGCAUUCACUAUAUUCAUUCUCUCUUUUUCUGUGAUAUGCCGUCACAUACUCUCUAUUUAUUUUUCUCCUUUUGUUUUCUUUCUCACUCUUACUAUAAUUAUUGUCUCGUCAUAUUUACUCUCUGUCUCUCUCUCUCUCAGUUCGAUUCCUUAUUAUAUGUUUGAAAUAAGAAAGUUUAUUCAUCCUUCUCUCACUUUUUCACUAACCCUCUUUUUCUUUCGUUCUUUCUUCCUUGGUAUAAUUUUUAUCUUUAUAUUUACUCUUCCUCUCUUUCUCUUUUAUCUCAGUUCACGCUCUUCUUUUUCUUUCUUUCUUUUUUCUCACUAUUACUAUAUUUUUUUAUCUUCCUAUUUACUCUCUUUCUCUUUCUCACACUCUCUCAGUUCGCUUCCUUAUUGCAUGUUUGAAAUAAGAAAGUUUAUUCACGAUUCAAUCUCGUAUUUGCACUCUUUCUUUUCCUUCUUUCUUUCAUCCUUUCUUUCUUUCUCACUCUUAAUAUACUUUUUUUCGUCAUCAUAUUCUAUUUCUCUUUUCUCUCUUUUCUCUUUCUUUCACUAUUACAUGUUUGAAAUAAGAAAAUUUAUUCAUCUUUAUCUCACUUUCUUAUUCGGGCUCAUUUUCCUUUCUUUCUUUAAUUCUUUAAUUCUUUCAUUCUUUCUUUCUUUCUUUAAUUCUUUCUUUCUUUCUUUCUUUAAUUCUUUCUUUAAUUCUUUCUUUCUUUCUUUAAUUCUUUAA